UAUUUCUUAAUUGGCAAAAUCGCGCUUCGUCUUCUCUGGUUACGUACCUCUGCGGCUGCCGUAGACAGGAAGUGAGACAAAGAAAACAACAUGGUGCUGGAAAAGAAAGCCUCAGCCCGGGUGGAGGCAGGCCAGCGUAGGGUUCUGGAUGAGGCCACCAGACAGAGGAGACUGACCCGACAGCUGGAAGCUCUGGAGAAAGACAACUUCCAGGUGGGACCCCUCUGUCCUCGCUGCCCCCCAGGUCCUACUGCCCGCCUGCCUGCCUUCAGCGAGACAGAAGAACCAGAGAAGAAGAAGAGGAAGACGAGGGGCGACCACUUCAAGCAGCGCUUCAGGAAGAACUUCACCACGCUGCUGGAGGAGGAGAACCUGUCGGAGAGGGCGGAGCCUAACUACUUCGUGGGCCCGCCCCCCUCGCCCACAAUGCUGCCUCUCCCCCCACCCAGCACCUGUGGGGGGCGCUACUGCUGCAGACAGUGUUUAAACACACACCGGGAGACAAGGUGUCUGAAGUGGACUCUGUAGCAGUUCAUCAUCUUCUCUGGCGCCUGGCUCUGUGAAGCUGGCAAACAUCUGCAACAUCUGGCUCGUCUGCCCCCGUUAUCUGCUCAUCAGCUGAUAACCGAUGUUUCUGUUUGUAAAUAAUGAAUCCUGGUUUUUCAUCUUUUAAUAAAGAGAAAAGAAGAA
Perca fluviatilis (European perch) is the source of this 690-nucleotide messenger RNA. It is a transcript of the gene znhit1, whose product is annotated as zinc finger, HIT-type containing 1. Gene Ontology annotation, biological process: chromatin remodeling. Gene Ontology annotation, molecular function: nucleosome binding. Bases 91 to 528 code for a protein of 145 amino acids. Lineage: Eukaryota; Metazoa; Chordata; Actinopteri; Perciformes; Percidae. The transcript has 6 exons. Gene Ontology annotation, cellular component: Swr1 complex. The record is from RefSeq and is a predicted model, not a curated record.